Molecule: messenger RNA, 1386 nt
Organism: Durusdinium trenchii
Lineage: Eukaryota; Dinophyceae; Suessiales; Symbiodiniaceae
Source: the annotation of a GenBank genome assembly
AUGCUAGAUAGUGCUAGUAGAGCUGCUAGCAUCUACUAGCAAACGUUGCUAGUGCUUUAGUUGCCAUGCUGCGCCUGGGACUCGUGGUGGCUGGUGUGAUUCUUGCUGAUACGACGUCCUGCAGCAAAGAACGCCUCCGAAAACUAUUGCGAGAAGAGCGACAUCGCGCUUGGUCCUGCGAGAACGUUCAUUUGAAAGUCAUCGAGGACCAGCCCUGGGAGGCCUGGGCUUUAGAUAGCCAACCUGCUUUCCAGCAUCUGAAUUUCAAGGUAUUGGACCCUCAUCCUUUGAAGGAUAGGGAUGAUGUCAUUUGGAGCUUAGCCCAGCCUCCGUACAACCAGACGAUGCCUGAUGGGACCAAGAGAAAACCGGAGGUGGUUACUGCACGCUUUUGGACGAACAUGCAUGUACCGCCUGGACGCGCCUUUGCAGUUGAGGCACUGAACCGUCUGGACGUUGUGCGGGAGUGGAUGCCUCAGCUCUUUAGCAACUUGGGUGUAGCGGGAUCUGUGGACCUCUAUGCAACACGCGUAGGGCGCAAUAAGGUUGGAUCCUAUGGCUGGCACCUGGACACUGUCGAUGCUUUGAUAUACGUCCUCCAGGGUGCCAAGCGCGUGCGCGUGGCUGGGCACUACCCUGGAAGCAAGGUCACCAUGGAUAAGGUGCUGAGCGCAGGCUCCAUGGUCUAUGUCCCUGGCGGUCGCUUCCAUGUGUUGCACGCUCUGCCCAUUGAUGUGGAUGCGAAAACUGCAGGCUUAGUCGUUGCCCUCAGCAUUGGCCUUUUUAAUCCCAAUGAGGAUUUGCUGCAGGUCCGCACUGAUACCUACAGGUCGGCCUUCGAACAUCGUAACCUGCUUUGGUCGGACAUGACCAGCCACUCAGCUUUUCUGCCGGAGAACUUCCCCAGGAAACCGGAGGUUGUUUAUGCUGACAAGGAUGCGUUGGACUCGAAGGGCUUUGGGGCCAUCCAUCGGCGCGUGCUUCAAAAAGAUGCGCUGCGCCUGGCAAUGCUGCUGCGCCAAGGGGCUGAGGUGAAUCUCCAUAGCCAACCGCCUGAGGGCCCGUCAUUGACACCUUUGGGUUUAGCAGCGUGUUGCGUGGACGACGAGGAAGUGGCUUUGCUGCUCACUGCCAAGCUGUUGGAAUUUGGCGCAGAGCCAACCGUUGAAUUUCAUGAUGGAGAGAACUUCUCAGCCGUGCAAGUGGCCCAUCGCCGCAAUGAGGCAUUUGCUGCCCAGAUGGCACUGCGACUAUACGCUGCUAGCGACUCAAGCGAGCUGUGAGGAAAGGCAACGCACUUCGUUUUGUGCAAAGAGGAUCGAAGAGGCUCACUUCGUUUAAUCUGCUCGUUUUGUACUUGGACCGAGCUCCUCGUCUUUAGCCAUG